This is a messenger RNA of Acipenser ruthenus (sterlet), 1830 nucleotides long. RefSeq names its product differentially expressed in FDCP 8-like. The record is from RefSeq and is a predicted model, not a curated record. The transcript is spliced from 12 exons. Lineage: Eukaryota; Metazoa; Chordata; Actinopteri; Acipenseriformes; Acipenseridae. The coding region runs from base 246 to 1571 and encodes 441 amino acids.
CUGAACAGACGAAACACAUACAUGUAAUCUGACAGCCACCACAGACAUCAUGGCUGUAGCAGACUUGUUUAGUUGGUUGGGAUGCAUUACACUGCAAAAUAAGAGGGAAGGUACUGUCUUGAACAUACAGACAUUAAUACCACAGACAGUUUUUUUUCUUUUCAUUUAAGCAAACGAAAGUGGAAUUUGUCAUUGUUUCAAGACACGCAAGGGUUUUUUUUCUUUGUUGAGAUGUAGCGGAUGCUAUGGAAUAUGAUGAGAGACUCGCUCGGUUCCGACAAGGCCACCUCAACCCCUUCAACAGGGCAGAGGACGAGCCUCGGGGAGACGAGAACCUGCUGCACAAUGAGAUGAAGCCGGAUUUGUUCGAGUCAGAGCCGCGCUUCCACCCCACUGACCGAGUCAUGGACUUGGGUCUGGCAGAAGAUCACUUCUCUUGCCCUGUGGGCUCGUUCAUCGCCUCGGAUAUCGAGCAUCUGAAGCAGGCCAUCGAGGACUGCAAGUGCCUCAUCCUGGAGCUGCCGGAGCACUCUGAGAAGCAGAAGGUCACAGUGGCCAGACUGAUUCACCUCCGCCUCAAACUGCAGGAACUCAAGGAACCUGAUGAAGAUGAGCCCAAUAUGCGAGUCCUGCUGGAGCACCGAUUCUACAAGGAGAAGAGUAAAAGUGUCAAGCAGACCUGUGACAAGUGCAGCGCCAUCAUCUGGGGGCUCAUCCAGACCUGGUAUACCUGCACAGGUUGUUCCUAUCGGUGCCACAGCAGAUGUCUGAACACCAUCACCAAACCCUGCGUGAGGUCAAAGGUCAGCCACCAGUCGGAGUACGAGCUGAAUAUCUGCCCCGAAAGCGGACUGGACAGCCAGGAUUACAGGUGUGCAGAGUGCCGGGCACCUGUCUCGCUGCGGGGCAUCCCGAAUGAAGCGAGACAGUGCGACUACACCGGUCAAUAUUACUGCAGCAACUGCCACUGGAACGACAUGGCUGUCAUCCCUGCUCGAGUCAUUCACAACUGGGAGUUUGAGUCCAGAAAAGUGUGUCGCUCUUCGAUGAGGUACCUCAGCUUGAUGAUAUCACGACCUGUCCUGAAGCUCAAAGAGAUCAACCCAUUGCUCUUUAACUUUGUGGAAGAGCUGGUGGAAAUUCGGAAACUGCGUCAGGACAUCCUGCUGAUGAAGCCGUACUUUAUCACAUGUAAAGAAGCCAUGGAGGCCAAGCUGCUGCUACAGUUACAGGAGCGCCAGCACUUUGUAGAAAAUGAUGAAAUGUACUCCCUGCUGGACCUAAUCGACAUCUCCAGUGGACGCCUGAGCUCCUCUUUAACUGAAAUUCACACCAGCUUCGCCAAGCACAUCAAACUGGACUGCGAGAGAUGCCAGGCGAAAGGUUUUGUUUGUGAAUUGUGUAAAGAAGGAGAUGUCCUCUUCCCCUUUGACAGUCACACCUCUAUGUGUCACGACUGCUCUGCUGUUUUCCACAGGGACUGUUACUAUGACAAUUCCACCACCUGCCCGAAAUGUGCAAGGAUGUCUGAGCGAAACCAGCCUGUGGUGCCUCUGGUCAGCCGGGAGUGAUGAAACGAGAGGAAGCCUCCCCUAAUCAAAUACUGGUGGAGCAUGGAGCUCACUGUUUACAGUGCACACACAAUCAACAUGCCAGAGCACUGCUGCCUUUUCUUUUGUGAACCCAGAGCAGCUGGAAUAGGACCGUUAAAGCAGCCUUUGUCAGUAAAAACAGUAAAGAGAAACUUGGUCUCUUGGACCAACUACAGUAUGUUCUGAAGCCGAGUUUCUUCCGAGAGAUUACAAGCCCAUAAAGAUGUUGUUCUAUUGA